Messenger RNA from Acaulospora colombiana, 1882 nucleotides. The record is from the annotation of a GenBank genome assembly. Lineage: Eukaryota; Fungi; Glomeromycota; Glomeromycetes; Diversisporales; Acaulosporaceae.
AUGUAUAUUCCUAAAAACACCGGCGACAUUUGGGAAAUACCCGAUUUGGCUAUCAAAUUUGACGUAAGACGCGAGCACUUGGGUCACAAGCAGUUGACAAGCAUUGCUCUGGAGAUGUCCCCAAGAAGAGCCACCAAUAAUACUCCUCUGAUACCUACGACAUAUGUCCAAAACCUUCAACAGUGUGUGCAACGGUUGCAGGACAGUUCCUCGUUGCUUAAAGCUUCCGUGAAGAAAAUCGAGAAUAGCACGCGAAAUUUCUCUCGUUUAAGGAAAUUGAUUGCUUGUCAACGGGUAUCUGAACUGGUCACCGAACCAGAGAUUCGCGAAGCUCAAAGAUCGGUAGCAAUCCAACUCGAACCACGUGUCAAGCAUCUCUUACUCAAAGCAGAGGAAUUGUUGACCGAACUUGAGCAACGUGAAAAUAUUCUCCAGGAAGAGGUCAAUAGGCGUGAAAUUGAAUUGGACGUGGAAUUAAAAAGGACACAGACAUUUUCACAAAAGCAAGGUAACAAGGUCGAUCAUUCUGGCUCGUCUGAAAAACAAUUGGCGUCUACCUGUGGUCAACGGAAGGCGGCUCACAAUAACGAGCAUGCCAAGAAGUUAAAAGAAAUGAAAAAAAAGAUGGAGAGAAUGGCGAAAUCGGUCAGGGAAUUGGAGGAUGAAUGCAAGCAUAAGAGACGAGGGGAAUUUAUGCAGGUUGAAGAACUUCAACUCCAAAAGCAAAGAAUUGCCGCGGAAAAGAAACCAUCCGCGAUAAAGACACCAAAAAAAUCUAAAGUCAAGCCCAAGAAUGAUGAAGUUUUAGAAAACAUUGAGGAUCAAAUCAAAGAUUUGGAUGUGAUAAUUGGGGAGAAAAGAGAAAUUCUGGACGACCAACAAAAUGCAAUCAUGGAGGUCUCCCGUGACAACGAAACUGUGACAGAUGAAGAUUUCAAGUGGAAGCAAAUCCAAGCACAAUUCGAAUUUCUAAAGCGAGCAGAACAACAGAUCGAAUCAAGAUUUAAUUGGCCAAAUGGCGCUGCCACUGAAUUUGAAAUCCUAUGCGACUCUUAUUUGCAACUAUUGGAAAACGCUAAAUUAGAGACUCGAAAAAAAAUUGCAAGUCAAUUGGAACAGAAAGGUAAAUGCAUAGAUAAGAUGCAAAAGUUAUGCAGAUUGUUAUAUCCGAACGAUAAUAUUGGUGGGACGAUCGCAAGACUCGUGGAAAUCUUGUUGGAAUCAAAGCAAAAAGAGAUAUUUGUCAAGGAUUUGGGAGCGGAAUUUCCGCCGGAACAAAAAAAACGACAUCAUCUACAAACUGCGAUAGCUACGCUCAAUUGGCUCGAAGUAACGGAAACAGUGUUAGAGGACACCAACGGAUUAGACAAUGAAGGGGAGAUGAUCCUGAAACUUAAGCGAAACAUUUUGGCAACGCAUGGUCAAUCCGCACUUCGUUCCUCGAGAUUAAGUUACGCCACUCACGAGGAAGCAGCUGAGGCCAGGAAAAGUGGAUUUGAGCAGGUCAACUUUAUGUCGCUGGAUGUAUACGCUCGCAAGCCGUCAUCUAGUCCAAAACCAGUAAUGGUUGUGGUAUCUGCAAAUUAUCGACUUGCACCUAUUUCCGUGUAUCCUAAUCAAUUAAUUGACAUAAAGAGGGCGUUACGAUGGAUAAAAACAAACAUCGCGGCGUUUGGCGGCGAUCCACAAUUUGUUGCUGUUGCUGGCGAUGACGCUGGCGGACAAAUUGCUGCCGUGGUUGCUCUCACACCCAAUAAUCGCAAAUAUCAGCCAAACUUUGAGUCCGUCGACACCUCGGUGAAUGCAUGUGUUUUGAUCAAUGCUAUUACUGAUCUUGUGGACGAAAAAAAUCUAUGGGAUGCGAUGUCUAUCGAUGACUUCU